Messenger RNA from Synchiropus splendidus (mandarinfish), 2382 nucleotides. RefSeq names its product UDP-Gal:betaGal beta 1,3-galactosyltransferase polypeptide 6 (gene b3galt6). Bases 428 to 1432 code for a protein of 334 amino acids. Lineage: Eukaryota; Metazoa; Chordata; Actinopteri; Syngnathiformes; Callionymidae. The record is from RefSeq and is a predicted model, not a curated record. Gene Ontology annotation, molecular function: UDP-galactosyltransferase activity. Gene Ontology annotation, cellular component: membrane. The transcript has 2 exons. Gene Ontology annotation, biological process: glycosaminoglycan biosynthetic process.
CAGCUGUUUCUCUAUUUGUUUCACUAACUUAAGGUCUUCUUAAAAAUUAUUAAUGAGUUAAUAUAUUCCGAAGAGAUGCAUAGUAACCAUGACUAUUUGGUUCCAUAUAUAAAAAAAAGAAAUACACGACUGGAAAAUAUAUUCGUCUGCAUUUCCGCUUCCGGUGAGUCGCAGCUCCAAUUGAUGGAGUCUGUAAACAUGGACUCCUGGAUCUCAAACUACCCAUUCACGCGUUCGUCUCGAGCUGUGCCGUCUCGCUUUGUGUUUUUGGCGUGCUGUACGUCACCAUGAGUGGGCCGUGGGUGUGUGCUGCGUGGAGAAAGAGUUUUCAAAGUCCGAAGGCUGCUUCAUCCGGAUAGCUGACGCUUGGUUCUAGUUGGCCCGCUGGACCUGCUUCGUUCUCCAACACGCUCCUUCAGCCAGCAUCAUGUAUUUGUUACGUCUUCUCUGCCGCCACAAGACUGCGCUGGUCAUUGGCAUUGUGUGUGGCUUUGCCAUUGUUCUUGUCUUCUUGGCCCGAUGCACCUCCGAAACCUUGAAACAGAUCCAGGAUCCACCGGGCCUGGUCCCGCAUGUCGAUGCCCCUCAACCGCACAGAUCUGCAGCCCCCACCAAAGUCCUGUCAGCGUUCCUGGUGGUUCUGAUCACCACGGGACCCAAGUACACCGAGCGCAGGAGCAUCAUCCGCAGUACGUGGCUCGCCAAGAGGGACUCGGAUGUCCUCGCCAAGUUUGUGGUUGGAACUCAAGGGCUUCCAAAUGAGGAUCUUCAGAACUUGAACACAGAGCAAGGGCGGCACAAGGAUCUGGUCCUCCUCCCUGACUUGAAAGAUUCCUAUGACAACCUCACCCUAAAGCUGAUUCAUAUGUACUCCUGGCUGGACCAAAAUGUCGAUUUUAAGUUUGUACUCAAAGCGGAUGACGACACAUUUGCUCGCUUGGAUCUCAUCAAAGAGGAACUCAAAGGCAAGGAGCCCACCAGACUCUACUGGGGCUUCUUCUACGGCCGUGGUCGUGUUAAAACGGCUGGGAAGUGGCGAGAGAGCUCGUGGGAGCUGUGUGACUACUAUUUGCCCUACGCAUUAGGUGGCGGCUACAUUAUCUCUGCUGAUCUGGUGCGAUACGUGCAUCUUAACGCAGCCUACCUGAAGACGUGGCAGAGUGAGGACGUGUCAUUGGGCGCCUGGCUGGCCCCAGUGGAUGUCCGGCGCACUCACGACCCUCGAUUCGACACAGAGUACAAGUCUCGUGGAUGCAGUAAUAAAUAUCUAGUAACACACAAGCAAAGCUUGGAGGACAUGUUGGAGAAACACCAGACGCUGCAGAGAGAUGGACGGCUCUGCAAGGAGGAGGUCAAGCUGAGACUGUCCUACAUGUACGACUGGAGUGUGCCACCUUCGCAGUGCUGCCAAAGGAAAGAUGGCAUUCCAUAGCUUGUUGUCUGGAGAGUAGACCUCGCCUUUUAUGCAUAAACAAAUAAGUUCUAAUUUGUUAACAUUGAACAAUCCAUUCGAAAUGUGUUCAUGAAUCUAAAAAAAAGCAUGUCAGCAAGGUUUCCAUCAGUGCAUCAAUAAUGUUCUGUAGUGCAAAGACCACUAGAUCCCACCUGAAUGCCUCUGGUAAUUAUAGUUAUUACAUUAUAGAAUUUAAUCUUUGGGAGUGAGUGCUACUGUUUACCCGUCCACCAGCCUUUUCUGUAUCAUCGUGAGAUGUUUGCUGAAAAAGGACUGACUGCGUCUGCGCUCCCGCUUGCACAUUUUCAUUAUGAGCUGAAAAGCUAGUAAACAGGGUAAGUGUGACGUGUUCAGUAUGAGAGGGACGACUUUCGAGGGGCUCUUAACACUUCACCCGGGGUCUGUUCCUGGAUCAAUCGUGGGUGCAGUAAGAAGCUACCGAAUACUGAUUUCUACAUUGUACCUAUCUCUUUGUGCUGUUUCGUCAUGUUUACAUGGAAAAAAACUCAACUUAAGCCUUAUAAUUAUGUUUUUUCCUCCUUUUAGCCCUCACAUAGCUAAUAUCUGUCUUUCUUUGUUCCUGCCAGCGAACCAUGUAUUCUGAAAUACACAGUGUUUAUGUAUCUGGAUGAAUUGUAUUUAUUAUUGUUAAUUUAUGCCACACCCUCAAGAUGGUUUUCUUAAUGCAGUCGAUGCUGCAGCCUCUCUGUUGUUCUUCCUCACAGAUUUACUGAGGAGAUUCAAACUGUGUUGCUUUUUUUUAAGUGGAAAACGUUUCUUUGACUUGGAUGGUACUAUGAAGUGUGUUGAGAGGUUCACAACAAUGUUGACACAGGCUUUUUUGUUAAUGUGAGACAUAACAAAUGCAUUCAAGCCCUUUAUUUUUUGGCUUAAUUUGUUUGACUUGUCUUUAGUGUUUUUAGGUGCAU